Molecule: messenger RNA, 1258 nt
Organism: Xylona heveae TC161
Lineage: Eukaryota; Fungi; Ascomycota; Xylonomycetes; Xylonales; Xylonaceae
Product: acid phosphatase/Vanadium-dependent haloperoxidase
Exons: 8
Coding region: 126-1097 (323 amino acids)
Biological process (GO): phospholipid metabolic process
Molecular function (GO): phosphatidate phosphatase activity
Source: RefSeq, a predicted model, not a curated record
UGUCAACAACCUGUCAUCUCACAAAACUAUCAGAACUCCAUGCUUCCACAACCUGCGUGGAAUUGGUUGCAAACCGCAUAAGAGUCUACCAUGUCAUCUCUUGGAUAAUAAUCUACCAAUUCUCAAUGGCACGCUCAGGUUCAACCUCUGCGAGGCAUAGCUCUGAGCUGGCCAAUAAGCCAGGUAUCCUCGGAGCAAUUGCUAGAUUUUGGCAGAGAUCGUAUGCUGCAGACUAUCUUGGAAUCAUACUGCUCUUGGUGGCCUCAGCAUUGGUGCAAUUCUUCCUUGAGCCUUUCCACCGCAUGUUUUCGCUUGACGAUCUCGCAAUAAAAUUUCCUCAUGCUGCUGUCGAGCGUGUUCCAGUCUCAUACUUAUUAUUCGUUGCCGGUGCCCUACCAUUGAUCAUCAUAAUUGUCUGGGUUGUCUUGUUUCGUCCAGGUCUACAUAAAUCUCACGUUACAAUUCUUGGGUUUCUGAUUAGUAUCUUAUUGACAUCUUUCCUCACCGACGUUGUCAAGAACUCCGUGGGACGGCCACGACCAGAUCUCAUCUCGCGCUGCAAGCCGGAAAAAGGUACACCCGAGCACACACUCGUUACGUUUGAAAUAUGUACAGAGACCGAUCAUCAUGUCCUUCACGAUGGGUGGCGAAGCUUUCCGAGUGGACAUAGUAGUUUCGCCUUUAGUGGGCUGGGCUAUUUGGCGUUGUUUUUCGGGGGUCAGAUGCACGUUCUGAGACCUCGAACUGAUUUAGCACGCGUACUCAUCGCUCUUGCUCCGUUGCUGGUGGCUACUCUGAUAGCGAUAUCUCGAUGUGAAGACUACCGUCACGAUGUAUACGAUGUCACUAUUGGUUCAUUGCUAGGCAUGUUCGUCGCCUGGUUCUCGUAUCGGAGAUACUACCCAAGCCUCCAAUCGAUCCAGUGCGACCAGCCCUUUCCAAGCCGUUCAGCUGGGAUCCCGUCCGCCUCACUCAGUAAACACCGAGAUGAAGAGGAACGUAUUGGAAGCGCUCGAGAAUUUGCCAUUGAAGACCUGGAGGACGAUGGCGAGGCUGUUCCUUUGACAGAGCUGGGGCGGGAGAAUGGGAGAGGUUAGAAAUUGUUUUAUUAGCUAGGUUUUAUUGUGGUAUGACAAACACCACGUUCCUCGAAUUUCAUCUACACUGUACAACAGUAGUUUAUUGUAGGGGUCACGCAAACGCACCUGAAGGUAAAGUCUUGCGCAGAAGCAGGGAUUCACGCCUAACAAAUCCCCGG